GCUGCGCUGCGCGUUGCUGGAGACCUCCGUGCUGGAGACGCUGCCAAAUGUUUUUAAAGCACAUUUAAAAGUUUGGCACUGUUUGGCUGUCAUGUUUGUUUUGAAGGUUUUGGUUUGUGCCUUCUUUGCGAUGCUAAGAUUUUUCAGUUAGCGUUGUUUAGAACCCCCAGUGGCCGCGUCUUUUUCCUGCAUAAUCUGAUCAAGCUGUUGCGUGAGCUCGCGCGGCAACUUUGAUCGCUUUGGCAAAGACACAACUGCAAUAGCGUCCGUAACUGCGAGGCGGAGAAACACGUUGCGCGUUGUAACACAGUCGAAAAAAGUUCGCAAAAGCUGGAGUCGCUAUCUCGCUGCCUCGGUAAUUGCGAAGCUCAAAAACAGCAUGUGUGACGGCGGCGGCAAGCGGUCGUUGCGACUGGACUUCGUAGACUGUCAAGCGCAUGCAUCGACCAGCGAAGGAGCGGCUCCGCUCGUUGAUCCUAGCAAGGUCCCGAAAAGCUCGCGCGACCCGCACCGCGGCUUAUACCCGCGGCCUAGCAGGUGCCAGAAAGAGGAAGCAGCCGGGUGCUCAUUCACUCCGGCCGUUGCGUCGAACGUGCCGACGUUCCAAAAGGCCAGCUCGCUGCUGAAAAGUAGCGCACCUCCGGUCGGCAAUCGUCACGAUGACGCGCGACCACCGGUGGUCGAGCGGCAGCCUGCCGGAAAGAAGUCCCUCGACUCGGGUCAACAAGAUCACCAGUUACUUCGAAGCGACGCGCAGGACAAAGCGGCAACGGUCGCCUUCGCCAAGUGCGGCAUCUCAUUGUGACGCCGAGGAGAGUCCGAACUCCGUGCCACUCCAAAGACAGGUUGCAACUUGCGUCGGAACAACCCCUUUGGUUACUCGGAUAGCAGCUCGGAUUCGGUGGUGAUCACAGGCGUGUUUGGCCUCGUCCCACCAGCGCCCACUGAGCAAGAUGAUGAAGACCUAUUUGCACGGCUGCCUAACGAACUUCUUGAGCAAGUUCUGGCCCGCCUAGGCAUGCAAGACUUACUGCUCACCUGCAACCGCGUGUGCAAGCGCUGGAAUGACGUCAUCUGCAAUCCCUAUUUCCUUGUCCAGCGGAAACGCUACUAUCGCUUCAAGUCUGAGCGUUGCAGCGACACCAAGGCAGAGAUGGUUGCCAUUUGCAAAAAGCACAACAUGAACGAAAUGUCAUGCUGUCUUGUGGAACUCAACAGGUACAUGGCUGGUUACAGGGCAAGCACCAAAGGCCUCCCAGAGGUCCUGCGUCGGCACCCAAUGUACAAAGAAAUUGUUUAUAUGCUCCCAGCUUGCUAUGGCGUCUCCUUCUGGCCUCCAAAUGCACCUGACAGUGCCUUACCCUGGUGGAGUGCUGUGGCAUUGCUGGUAACUAUGGUGGGCCGAAGUGUAGAGGAUUUGCUCCACCUCUUUUGUGGGUCUGUGGACAAGCUGGCUCUGAGUGAAGCGCUGUACUGCUUAGCCACAUUCCUGCUGCAUUUCCAACGAACAUACGGCCUCCGUCAUGGGCUCCACUACCGUGUCUACUAUGUGCUGCACGUUACAGAGAGGCCAGGGAUGGCCACGCUCAACAUUGAGAGCCGAUCAGGCCAGCAGAGUCUGUGGAUCUUUAAGGAACAGGAUCAACGCAUGCGCUUCACUCACGAGCAGAUGCGCAUAAUCAAUCAUGAGUUGGCACCCACUGACGUUGUGCGCAUCCUGGCCUUUGCUGGGACUGGUAAAACGUCUACACUUGUGGAAUAUGCCAGAUUGAGGCCUGCAGCCAAAUUUCUCUGCAUUGUCUACAACAGGUCUGUAUGUGAUAUUGCCAAGCGCACAUUUCCACCCAACGUGACCUGCACUACAGCACACUCACUGGCAUUCCGGGCAGUCGGCUUUCUAUACAAGGCGAAGCUCUCGGCCAAGAUACGGGUGUUGGACGUCAGCAAGCUGGUGCCGGUGCCAUUGUCCACGCGCAUGCCGCGGCUGCGCUUUGCAAAGCUGGUGCUGAGCAGCUUGGAGAACUUUCUGGCCUCGGUCGACCUGCAAAUCACUGUGGCCCACGUUCCAGACCAUGUAGUUGCCCUCGAAGAGUAUGGCCGGCCUGUGCCCGUGCACCCGACUGACCAAUCGGCAGUGUGUGAGGCAGCUAGCCAACUCUGGGCUCGUAUGAAGGACAGGAACGAUGUGGAGGCGCGGAUGACGCAUGACGGCUACCUCAAGCUGUACCAGCUGCGACAACCAUCACUGGGCUCUUAUGAUGCCAUAUUCGUUGACGAAGCACAGGACUGCAACCCUGCCAUGCUUUCGCUGGUGCUGAGACAACCGUGUGCCAAACUCCUGGUCGGCGAUCCCCACCAGCAGAUCUACUCUUUCCGGCACGCGAUCGAUGCUCUUUCCACUGUUCCUGCCACUCACACAUUCUGCCUAACACAGUCUUUCAGGUUUGGCCCCGAGAUAGGCUAUGUGGCCUCUUGUGCACUUGAGGUUUUCAAGGGCAUCACCAACAAGACCAUCGUGGGAACAGAGAUGUCGG
Molecule: messenger RNA, 2534 nt
Organism: Rhipicephalus microplus (southern cattle tick)
Lineage: Eukaryota; Metazoa; Arthropoda; Arachnida; Ixodida; Ixodidae
Product: F-box DNA helicase 1-like
Biological process (GO): double-strand break repair via homologous recombination; replication fork processing
Cellular component (GO): nucleus
Molecular function (GO): hydrolase activity; DNA binding; protein binding
Source: RefSeq, a predicted model, not a curated record